This is a messenger RNA of Daktulosphaira vitifoliae (grape phylloxera), 4972 nucleotides long. It is a transcript of the gene ptc, whose product is annotated as protein patched. Gene Ontology annotation, biological process: smoothened signaling pathway. The transcript has 17 exons. Gene Ontology annotation, molecular function: smoothened binding; hedgehog family protein binding; hedgehog receptor activity. Lineage: Eukaryota; Metazoa; Arthropoda; Insecta; Hemiptera; Phylloxeridae. Gene Ontology annotation, cellular component: plasma membrane. The record is from RefSeq and is a predicted model, not a curated record. The coding region runs from base 412 to 4374 and encodes 1320 amino acids.
UUCGUCCAAGUAGUCUUCGUACUCGGUACUCACCAGUCAGUGAUCGCAUUCCGUUGGACGAGUGUACGACGUCUUGUGACCGACCGACGCUUCGGAUAUUUUAAAUGUUGUUAUUUAUGUUUUAAGCUUAAUUAUCGUUUUACAUAAUAAUUAAAUUGUGUUACGUGGUCAGUGUCAUCGCUGUGUUUUGUUGUUUACGUAAUAUUUAGAAAUCGUAAAAUACUUAAUCGGUGUUGGUAUUACUUGAAAAUCCGUUGGCGACUUGUACAACCAUAUACAUUCUAUACCGUAGUGUGUCGAGUGCUGUCAUUAUUUUAUAGACAAACCAUUUUUACGUUUUAUAUGACUUACAAUUCUAAAUCAUUAUUUCCUAAUGAGGAUACUUUCGAUUAAAAGUGAUGCGGUGGAGAUAUGGUCGACCACGUUGUACUGGACUUGUACGUGAGGACCACUUUUCAAGAUGCACAGGUCGCACGUAGGCAAAUUGAAAAGGGCAAAGCGGUGGGACGUCUGUGCGCUGUGCGGUUCAGAGCUUGGGAACAAAAGUGUUUGGAGCGACUGGGUAGAUCUAUCCAUCGUAAAACACAUGUGUUCUUCCUCCCCCUAUUGUUGGGCCUCGGAGUUCUGUUGGCCGGAUUUAAAGCCUUCGACAGAAACACUCAAUUCGACCAACUAUGGGUGGAAUCGGGAGGUCGUUUGGAAACAGAAUUGCGUUAUUCGGAAUCGGCAUUGGGAGAGACGGAAAGUGUCAUCCAUUUGUUGGUCACGCAAACCGCCAAAGAAGCUACUUCACCGGAAGUUCCCCAGCAACGACUCCUCCAUAGAAAAGCCUUACUCGCUCACCUGCAGCUGCUCAAAGCGGCUUCACAUGUCACCGUCAAUCUGUUUGACGUGACAUGGAGUCUCAAAGACAUCUGUGUGUCGCCUAGCCCUCCGGACUUCGAAGUCCACUAUAUAGAUACCAUUUUUGAAAAUAUGAUGCCUUGUGAAAUAAUUACCCCCCUUGAUUGUUUCUGGGAAGGUUCUAAACUUUUGGGUCCAGAAAAUCCUGUUACAGUUCCUGGUGUCGGAAAUGGUAUAAAGUGGACCAAUUUAAAUCCUCAAAGCCUAAUGAAAUCUAUAAAAGCAAUGGGUGACACUACCUUUCCAUUUGACAUGCUAGAGACUUAUAUGAAACGAGCAGGAAUUAAUUCCGGUUACCAAGAAAAACUUUGUUUGGAUCCAGAUGACCCAGACUGCCCAGAAACAUCCCCAAACAAAAAAACAAAAAAAAUUCCUGAUAUUGGAGCUGAAUUAGCUAACGGUUGUCGAGGUUUUGCCAGUAAAUAUAUGCAUUGGCCAAAAGAAUUAAUUUUGGGUGGUAUUGUUCAAAACAAAACUGGUUACAUUCAAAAAGCUGAAGCACUUCAAUCAGUUUUACAACUAAUGGGUGAAAAAGAGUUGUAUGAGUUUUGGUCACAAAGUUAUAAGGUGUUACAUUUUUCUUGGGACCAAGAAAAAGCAGCUUUAGUUCUUAAAACGUGGCAGAAAAAGUUCAAUGAAGAAGUAAAAAAAGUGCUGAAAAGUCCUGCGAUGACGCCAUACAACUUUUUUACGUUUUCCACAAUGUUGUUAAAUGAUUUACUAAGUCAAUAUGAUUUUUUGGAUCCAAAAUUAAUUUACAUUGGUUGCUUAAUCAUGAUCUUAUAUGUUAGUGUGAUGCAAAUAAAUUUAUUUGAUGCUGUCAGAUCACAACUUAUUAUUGGCUUAUUUAGUCUGUUAUUGAUAGUAUUUUCGAUUGCAUCUGGGAUAGGAUUUUGCUGUCUUAUAGGUAUUCAAAUACAUUCCGCUACCAUUGCUGUUGCUAUUUCAAUAGCAUCUGCUUUGGGUGUAAAUAAUAUGUUUUUAUUGAUGUUCAGUUAUAAACGAGUAUCAAGUCAUGGCUUUGAUCCUGUUACUCAAAAAUAUGGUAGCCAUUUGGGAAAAAAACAAGUGGGAAUGGUAUUAAAAUCUGCAGGAACAAAUAUACUCAUGACAUCAUUGAUCACCAUUUCAACUUUUUUGACUGCAGCUGUGGUUCCAAUCCCUGCGCUUAGAGCAUUUUGCCUCCAAGUUGCUAUAUUAAUUGCAUUCAUAUUGACCACCACUUUUUUUGGUGUAACUUCACUCAUAAGCUUUGAUGUGCGUAGAAGGCGAAGUGCAAGAAUUGAUAUUUUUUGUUGUUUUCCAUCUGAAGACUUACAAUGGCCAUUUUUUAACACUAAAGAGUCACUAGGUGUAGCUAGCACUAUUGAUGAACAAAUGCGACAAUUCAGUAGAAAAACUGAUUUACCAACACCUAAAUCAUCUAAUUUCUUAUUAAAAGACUUUAGAGAUGCAAGUUCAGAUUGUGAAGAUAAUAUUACUGUAGUAGCAAAAUCACAUUGUUGCGAAUGGACAUCAAAAGAUUUAGCUCAAAAAUAUGUGCAAUACUUGACAACAAGUUCAUGUCGGAUUAGAGUGAUAUUACUGUUUAUUGUCAUUUUAGGAGUAAGCCUGUGGGGUAUUACAAAAAUACAAGCAGGUUUAACAUUACCUGAAAUGGUACCGAAUGGUACAAAUGAACAAAAGUUCUUGGGAACAUAUGGUCAGAUGUUUGGAUUCUACAACAUGUAUGCAGUAACUAGAGGUGAUUUUGAAUAUCCAACCAAUCAAAAAUUACUAUAUGAGUACCAUGAUGCUUUUAUGCGAGUUCCUAAUAUUUUGAAAAAUGAUAAUGGGGGAUUACCUCAGAUGUGGCUUACAUUAUUUAGAGAAUGGUUACUGGGAUUGCAAAAGGCAUUCAAAAAAGAUUGGGAUAAAGGAUGUAUUAGUCAAGAGGGCUGGGAAACAUGUGCAUCUGAAAAUGGAAUUCUUGGUUACAAACUUCUAGUUCAAACUGGAAAUAGUGACAACCCAAUUGAUAAAUCUCUUGUACUUACUGCACGACUAGUUGAUGAUAAUGGUAUCAUCAAUGAAGAAACAUUUUAUAAUUUAUUAACAGCGUGGGCUUCAAAUGAUAUAUUGGCUUACGGUGCAUCUCAAGCAAAUAUAAGACCUGAGCCAAGAAGAUGGACUCAUGUGGCUAAUGAUUAUGAUUUACAAAUUGUCAAAUCUUCCCCAAUAAUCUAUGCCCAGAUGCCAUUUUAUGCCAGCUAUUUGUAUGAAACGCCUGUCAUUACUAAGUUUAUAUCAACAGUAAGAGGCAUUUGCAAACAAUAUGAUGAAAAAGGACUGCCCAAUUAUCCGUCAGGCAUUCCUUUUGUUUAUUGGGAACAGUAUCAGGAGCUUCGACAAUAUUUGUGUGUAGCUAUGGCCUUUGCAUUUCUAUUUUUGUUCCUGAUUGGUGGACUAUUUUUGUGCAAUAUUCGUGCAGCUCUUAUUUCAUCAACCAUGUCAAUAAUACUUGUAUUGCAAAUAUUAGGAUUUAUGGGAUUUGCUGAUAUUAAAUUUAGUGCUAUACCUGUUGUAUUAUUAAUUGGAACUAUUGGCACUGGUGUAGCAUUUACUAUGCAUCUUUGUUUGAGUUUUGUCACAAGUAUUGGAAAUAAGCAUAGAAGAACUCACUUAUCAGUGGAUCACAUGUCUAAAAUGAUUCUUCAAUCGGCUGCAACUCUCAUCAUAGCCAUAAUAAUGUUAAUUUUUCAAAAUAAUUAUGUUUCAAGAUCAUAUUUUCUUUUACUAUCUGCUAAGACUGUUUUUGGCUUAUUUAAUGGAUUAGUUUGUUUACCUGUGUUUUUGUCUAUGUUUGGACCUCCACCAGAGAUUAAACCCUUAAAAUAUGCUGAUCGAAUUAGUACACCUUCACCUGAACCUAUAAAAAAGCGUGCUCGUUAUACUAGUGUUCGACAAUCAGUACCACCACCACCAUCAUCUAGGUCACAUCAUCAACAACCACACCACCACAAAUAUCAUCACCAACAACAAAACGUUUCAGGAACAUCAAAGUCACAUGGGUUACAUUUUGCUCACAGAGAUGGGUCAUUAUCUACCAUUGCUGAAGAAUCUGGUUCCUAUCAUUCUGCAUCUCUUGCUCAGUUAGAUAAAUCUAAAUCACAGAUUUCAUUAUCUAGGUCUCCAUCGCCAUCUAUUCAAUCUGAAUGUAGUACUGAUAGUGGAUCUGAAGUUGAUGCACCACAACAAAAAGUUUUACAGCCUUCUGUAUCCACCAAUGGAUCUAACCAAACUACUGCACCGACCAGGUGUAUUGUUACUGCUAAAUUUGAACUAGAAUUAGAUGGAAAUUUAAUGAGUGCCACGGCACAGCCACGUGUACAUAAAUCCUCUAUAUCUAAACACCAUCACAAUAAUCGUCAGUCAUCAAAAAGGCAUAAACGUCAUUAUAACAACCCUAGGUAUUAUAUUUAUUAUUAUUGACGUGUUCCUAAUCAUCUACUUUUCAAUCCAAUUGAAAUUACUUUAACAGCAUCAAUCAUUGUUUUAAUAUUACACAUUUUUUUACAUUAAAGUUUUUUUACACAAUGUAUAUUAAAUAAUUUAAAAAAUUCAAAUUUCCAAAUAUUAAAUUGAGAAAGAUUGUAGAUAUUUUUAAACAUGUGAAUCCUUUUAUCUGUGAAUUAUACUUGGGUACUCAUUGUCCUAAGAAAUCAAAUUUAAAGUUCUUUGACUUAUCUAAGAAAUAAGCAUAAAUAAAUUAUUGUAAUUUUUACAUUCAUUAACAUGUUGCACUAUGUAAACAGAUAUAUACAUACCUAUACAUUCAAUAUUCAUUUAUACAGAUAUUAAUAAAUAUAUUUUUAAGUACAAUGUCCAUUUUUUCUACCUUAUUAUAAAUUUGGACUUUUUAUAAUUUUAUUGUAAAUUUUUAACUUAAUUUAUUUUGUAUUUAUUUAAAAUGUACACAUUUUUGUAUAAAAAGUAUGUAGUUAAUAAAAUAUAACCAAAGGUUUACAAAUUAAGUGCUUUGCUGUAUAAAAACCUUCUUUAAAUUAAAUUAAAUUUCUUUUUUAUUUUA